Molecule: messenger RNA, 363 nt
Organism: Guillardia theta CCMP2712
Lineage: Eukaryota; Cryptophyceae; Pyrenomonadales; Geminigeraceae
Exons: 1
Coding region: 1-363 (120 amino acids)
Source: RefSeq, a predicted model, not a curated record
AUGAGCGCGAGGAACUUUUAUGCCGCUGUGGUUUCACGAUCACUUUGCUCGGCAAGCACGAGAGACGAGGUCAAGAGCUUGCUUGCAAGGGCAGACGCCCUGCACGAGCAAGGGCACUUGAGCAAGGAUCAGUACAUAGUCGCAUCUCAUAGCGGCAGGAUGGCGCUGGAGCAUGAGGAGCAGAGCAUGGCAGACACAAGGCUGGAGAUCCUCAGGGAUAUCGUGAGGAGAGGAGCUCAGCACAAGUCAGAGGUGGUGAGGAUGAAGAUGAAGGACAAGCAGGCCCUGCAGGAGUACAUGGAUUUGCCGCAGAGGCACGUGGAGUCGGGCAAGAAUCCUUUCAGCUCCUGUACAAUCGCAUAA